This is a messenger RNA of Symbiodinium necroappetens, 540 nucleotides long. The record is from the annotation of a GenBank genome assembly. NCBI's taxonomy places the organism in Eukaryota, Dinophyceae, Suessiales, Symbiodiniaceae.
AUGUCGGUGCCCAGCCUUGCCCGCUCCACGCAGGCCCCUCCCCGGCCGCGCCCAGUUUUGGCCUGGGCUCUUCUCGUCGCCGGUUUGAUGCUUUCAGGCCCUGCCUCCGAGUCCUUUGCCUACGCCGGCCGGGGCAUCAGCCCUCUCAAGGAAGACGUGGAGGUACUCGGCGUGCUCCGAGAGCGGCUCGUCGUGGGAUACCACAUGAGCUUAGAGGCGGUGAACGUCUUUGCCAAUGGCACCAGGCUGAAGCCAAUUAAGGGCAACAACUGGCGAAAGCAGGAGAUCCGGUAUGGCGAGCGAGACUGCAAGUAUGCCGAGUUUGCCAUCCCUCCGCUUCCUGCAGACAUCAACGUUCUGGGCCGGGUUGUGGGAGGAAAUAUCCUGGUCAAUGUGACACACUUCCUGCCAGAGGACAGCGCCCCCAGUGCUGCACUGUGGAACCAGGACUUCAUGCGCAAGAAGCGCGUGGUGCCGCAGAAGAGAUUGCAGGCUGGACGCAAGAUGAUCGGAGGACUUCGUGACGGGGCGUGGUCCUGA